Molecule: messenger RNA, 2550 nt
Organism: Peromyscus maniculatus bairdii (prairie deer mouse)
Lineage: Eukaryota; Metazoa; Chordata; Mammalia; Rodentia; Cricetidae
Gene: Btnl2
Product: butyrophilin like 2
Biological process (GO): regulation of cytokine production; T cell receptor signaling pathway
Cellular component (GO): external side of plasma membrane
Molecular function (GO): signaling receptor binding
Source: RefSeq, a predicted model, not a curated record
AUGAGUGUGCUGCUCUGACUGCAGUCUCAUUUUAGAGUGAACCUCGGGGACCUGGCUCUGGUUGGCAACAUUCAAAUCUCCCCUCACCCAACCCGAAGAUACCUCCACUUCCCCCGACUGCUCCUGCUCCGCAGCUGCCUCUCCAGCCAGUGUGUCCUGGGCUCACCCGUCUCUAGACACCUGCUGUGUGGAUGAGGGACACACCUGUGGUUGAGUGAGACAACACAACUCAACAGCCUCGAUUUCACCCCAAAAGAGAGAGAGACAGGGAGGAUGGCGGAUUGUCCAGGGUACAGUCUGUCUGGUGUGGCUGCCUCCUUGCUCUUCAUCCUGCUGACUGUGAAGCACCCAGAUGAAUUCAGGGUAGUCGGUCCUGCUCACCCUGUCCUCACCAGAGUCGGGGAAGAUGCCCUGCUAACAUGUCAGCUCCUCCCCAAGAGGACAACGGCGCACAUGGAGGUGAGGUGGUACCGCUCCGACCCCAACACGCCUGUGAUUGCGCACCGGGAUGGAGCCGAGGUGUCGGGGCUACAGAUGGAGGGGUACAGAGGCCGGGCGGAGUGGACAGAGGACAGUACUGACGAGGGGAGUGUGGCUCUGAAGAUUCGCCAGGUCCAGCCGGGUGACGAUGGGCAAUACUGGUGCCGCUUCCAGGAAGGGGACUACUGGAGGGAGGCAAGCGUGCUGCUCCAAGUGGCAGCUCUAGGAUCUUCCCCAAACAUCCACGUGAAGGGACCUGGAGAUGGAGGGGUCCAGCUCGUGUGCACAUCCCAGGGCUGGUUCCCUGUGCCCGAGGUCUACUGGGAAGACACCAGGGAAGAAAAGUUGUUGAGUUUCUCUGAGAAUCACGUGCUGGGUGAAGAUGGGCUGUUCUACGUGGAAGACACACUAGUGGUCAGGAAUGACACUUCAGAGACCAUUUCCUGCCUCAUCUACAACCAUGGCCUCAAGGAGGCCAAGGAGGCCACCAUUGCCCUGCCAGAGAAACUCCAGACAGAGCUGGCUUCCUCAAGGGUGAUUGGACCUUCCCAGCCCAUCCUUGUCCAAGUCGGGGAAAACAUAGAAUUAACUUGUCACCUGUCACCUCGAACUGACGCUCAGAGCAUGGAGGUGAGGUGGGUCCGAUCCCACUAUUACCCCGCAGUCCACGUGUAUGUGGACGGGGCCCACUCGGCUGAGGAGCAGAUGGUGGGAUACAGAGGGAGAACUGUGGUGAUGAGUGACGCCAUCCAUGAAGGAAAUCUGACCCUGCGGAUACACGAUGCCAGACCAUCAGAUGAUGGGCAGUACCGGUGCCUUUUUGGAAAAGAUGGUGUCUACCAGGAAGCCCGUAUGGAUGUACAGGUGAUGGCGGUGGGUUCCACCCCACGGAUCACCCAGGAGGUCCUGAAGGAUGGAGGCGUGCAGCUGAGGUGCGCAUCGGAUGGGUGGUUCCCACGGCCCCACGUGCAGUGGAGGGGCAGAGACGGAAAGGCAAUACCAUCGUUUUCCGAGGCCUUUCAUCAAGAGAGCGAGGGGCUGUUCCAGGUGGAGACGCUCCUGCUGGUCACAAACAACUCCGUGGUGAAUGUGACCUGCUCCAUCAGCCUCACUGGGGGCGAGGAGAAGGCUGCGCGGUUUCCUCUCUCAGACUCCAAGAUAGCUUUGCUGUGGAUGGCCCUGCCCGUCCUGGUGCUGCCUCUUGCCAUGGCUGUUGACCUGCUCAAGGUGAAGCGCCGUCCGAAAGACCAAAAAACACCACAGCAAUCAGCAAAAUCUCAAGAAUGAUGAAAGCCACACGAGGACUUCCCUCUGACAAGAAGCUCUGGUUAAAUAUAUAUAUAUAUAUAUCAUGCGAGCUCGGUGCACCCCAUUCCUGAGUGUGCACCAUGCGAGCUCGGUGCACCCCAUUCCUGAGUGUGCACCAUGUGAGCCCGGUGCACCCCAUUUCUGAGUGUGCACCAUGCAAGCCCGGUGCACCCCAUUCCUGAGCACCCCAUUCUUCCUUUCCCCUUUCCCCUCAAUGAGCGCACUGCCCUGACAGGAAUGGCCUCUCCUGCUGCUGUCCAAAGGGGUUCUUCAUGGGGCAGGACCCACUCCUGUUGCUCACAGUGAGGGGACACCUCUCCCGGAGGCAGCCCAUCGCCCAUCGCCACCUUGGUGUCACACAGUGAUGACAUCUUCUCUCCCUCUGCAUCUUUCUGCUGUCCCUUGCCUGUGCACAGCAGCCUUAUCCCACCGUCUUCUGGACCCAUCGUGAGGAUACAAGAAGGGGAGCCUAGAUCCGGAGAGAAGUGUCACUCGUCUGAGACCUGGAUGGGUUUUUCUAGAAACUUCCAAUGCAGAAGCUCCAGGGGGACGAAGCACCCCACCUGUAGGUGGGAGGAGAGGGCUUCUUUUCUUUCUCCACAGAGAAAGGACUAACUGUGAGUCACAGUCCCAGAAGACCCAGCACCUACUCUACGAAUCAGAGCAGGGGCUGGAGAAGUAGCUCAGCGUUAAGAGCACUGGCUGUUCUUGCAGAGGACCUGAGUUCUACUCCCGGCACCCAUAUGGCAGCUCACAACCGUC